Molecule: messenger RNA, 3033 nt
Organism: Letharia columbiana
Lineage: Eukaryota; Fungi; Ascomycota; Lecanoromycetes; Lecanorales; Parmeliaceae
Exons: 3
Coding region: 1-3033 (1010 amino acids)
Biological process (GO): microtubule-based movement
Molecular function (GO): microtubule binding; ATP binding; microtubule motor activity
Source: RefSeq, a predicted model, not a curated record
AUGGCGGCCACAGAAGGAGCUUCCUCCAUCAGCGUAGCGAUCAGAGUUCGCCCAUUCACUGUCCGGGAAGCUGCGCAAUUGACCCAUGUGCCGGAUGGUCCCCUCUUCCUCGGUGAUGGCUCGCUUGCGGGAGCUCCAGCGCCCUCACUGAAAUCAAAGGGCAUUCGCCCGGUGUUGAAGGUGGUGGACGACAGAUGCCUUGUUUUCGACCCACCUGAGGACCAUGCAAUCCAGCGCGGCUCUAAAUUUACUGGGCCGAAUGGCAGAAGAUCGAAAGAUCAAACUUUCGGCUUUGACCGAGUGUUUGACGAGAACACUACCCAGGGAGAUGUCUACGAAGCCACCACAAGGAAUCUGCUGGACAGUGUGCUGGAUGGCUACAAUGCUACAGUUUUCGCAUACGGAGCCACAGGGUGCGGCAAAACACACACGAUCACGGGGACAGUGCAAGCGCCUGGUGUCAUCUUUCUGACGAUGCAAGAGCUCUUCGAGCGAAUUGGAGAAAGAAAUGAUGAGAAGCAUACAGAGGUUUCGCUCUCAUACCUGGAAAUAUACAACGAAACCAUUCGAGACCUGUUGGUGCCAGGAGGAAGCAAGCAGGGUCUCAUGCUCCGCGAGGACGCCAACCAAGCUGUGUCGGUCGCUGGUCUCUCAAGCCAUCACCCGCAGAACGUACAAGAGGUUAUGGACAUGAUUGUGAGAGGAAACGAGUAUAGGACGAUGUCUCCUACGGAAGCCAAUGCCACUUCCUCUCGAUCGCACGCUGUUCUCCAAAUUAAUGUUGCACAGAAAGAUAGAAAUGCGGACAUUAACGAACCUCACACAAUGGCCACUUUGAGCAUCAUCGAUCUGGCAGGAAGCGAGCGAGCGAGCGCUACAAAGAACAGAGGCGAGCGACUCCUGGAGGGUGCAAACAUCAAUAAAUCACUUCUAGCGCUAGGAAGCUGCAUCAACGCUCUCUGCGACCCGCGGAAGAAGAACCACGUGCCCUAUCGCAACUCCAAGUUAACUCGGCUGCUUAAAUUCUCUCUUGGCGGCAAUUGCAAGACCGUCAUGAUCGUUUGCGUCAGUCCGUCUAGUCAGCACUUUGACGAGACCCAGAAUACGCUUCGGUACGCCAAUCGCGCGAAAAACAUUCAGACCAAGGUCACAAGGAAUGUCUACAACGUGAAUCGCCAUGUAAAGGACUUCUUGGUUAAGAUUGAUGAGCAAAUGGCCCUUAUAAACGAGUUGAAAGCGCAACAGAAGGAUCACGAAGGAGCAGCAUUUGCUAAAUUCCAGAGGCAAGCCGAAAAGCGAGAGAUGGUCACAAGAGAAGGCGUUGCUAGGAUUCGCAGCGCUUACGAAAACUCCGAGAAAGAGCGCAUGGAAAAAGCCACCAAUAUGAAAAAGCUCCGACAAAUUGAAAGAAGGAUAGCAAUGAUUUCUUCAUGGGUCGCUGCUUUCGACCAAGUAUGCGACAAUUCAGAGGAGGAAGGUGCCCUUGAGAACAUUUCAGCAAUGCGCAAGACUGCACAUGGUAUCCUUCUCGAGCUCGAGAACAGCAGACAUCAUUACCAUCAAAAGCUCGUAAAGAGCAAUUGGGAGCGUGCGAUUGAUUCGGCAUUGCAGAACGGCAUUAGACAACUCAAAGAAGCUGAUGCAAGAGCAGACGGACAAGACGCAGCUUGCUUGAGUAGGGAAGUUGAGAUCCUGAAGGCAAACGUAGACCGGGAAGCUUUGAACGCUGUGGCAGAAGAUGAGAAAGGUGGUGACGCUGGUCUAGUGCAAGUGAUGCUCCAGACCCAUUUUGAGACGAUAGCCGCCAUUCAGAGCCUAAUGGCAAUGGACGAGGAAGAAGCUGUGGGAGCUGCGAAGAAGAUACUCGCCAAGAUAUUGAAUGGCUGUACGAGUGCCACGUUUCAUGUUAUCAAGCCUGAUGGCAGUCUGAUUCCCACCCAAGCAUUUCCUCCUACUCGGACUGGAACGCCGAAGCGAAAAAAGCAAGUCGCCUCGCCGCUCAAGCCUGUCCUACCUCCAUCAUUUGCCAGCAACGCGAACUCCUACGGCUCUCCAGUCAGGAUGUCACCGAAACGGCGGAAGGCAGCUAAAAAGGGAGUUUCCUUCACUCCCAAGAAGAAGUCACCAGGAAAAGGACUGAAGAGAGGCGUGCGAUGGCGUGAUGAUACUGCGGAAGGCGCACUUGCAGAAUUCGAGAAGACACCACAGCGAACAAAACUAUCACCGGACAUCUCGUCUAGCGAGCCUACAAAGUCUCUACCACCCACCUUAUCCACUUCCAUUAUACCGGACGAGACAUUCGUUGCAGAAGACCAAACAAAUUCAUCGCCCAUACCCGCGCCACCGGUCCCUUCUCUUGAGGUAAAGCCUAAGCACAAUCGAUUCAAGACUGGUUUCCUUGCAAAGAAGACGGAUGGUUCUCCACUACCACCGACCCUCACUAAUUUUUCGUCUGAUUCGGACCAAUCUCCUUUGCGAGAGCUCGAGCCAGGGAAAGGUGCAAAUCGCUCAUCGCUUCAGUACGUCCGGAAUGUCGUCAAUGAUACAGCACUAAACGAUAGCGCAAACAAUUCGGGCUCCGACGUCGAAGAUGGAUGGAAAGCAAACAAAAGCGACGCAAUGCAGAUCAAGACCGCAAUCAAGCGAGUCUCGUCCGUAGCGCCAGGGAAUGCCAAUCCAGUCAAUCGUCAACGAAGGCGAAGUCCACCUGGCGCAUCCUCCGGAAGCCCACCGAACGACAGCAACAUGUUUACGGCAUCACAUGCGCGGCGAAUGGUGAGAAGCGAGAAAGAGAAUGACUUCAAAGCCAGCAUACUCAGCCCGCGCACUGCACCUGUGGUUAAGUAUGCGGGUCAGCGAAGGACUACCAUGGGUACCAUAAGUGUGAGUGAGACCAGAUCGAAAGAUAUGGGUAUGCCGGCAAGGGAAGCAGUGCGCUUAAGCACGGCUGUUACAGGGAGCGGAGGCAGCGGAGGCAGUGGAGGAAAUCCCAGGGGCAGUCUUCUCGUAGGGGGCAAAGGCGCAUGGAGAUGA